AUGCUGUUCCCGGCUCGGCCAGGAGAAGAGCCGAUGAUAGCCUUCCCGUUGGUGCUUCCAAUGGGCUGGAAGGAGUCACCGCCAAACUUCAGCGCCGCUACAGAGACAGUGGCAGACAUUGCCAAUGACCACAUAGCCGACAAUCAACACCGACCUCCUCAUCAUCGCCUAGAGGUGGUAUCCGAGUCCCCACCUCCAGAUGACGAAAAACCAACGACAUCGCCAAACGAGAACAGUCCAGCUCUACCACAACCGACGUGUCAACCGUAUCCGUCCGGCCACCGAACGAAACCCACUCACUAUUGGGACGUGUACGUGGACGAUUUCAUUGGCUUGACACAAGGCAACAAAUGGCAACGACGUAGGACCAAGAGAAUCCUACUCCACGCAUUAGACACGGUCUUCCGAGGAUUGGACCCCAAUGACACACCACACCGACAAGAGCCAGCGUCAGUCAAGAAGCUACGGAAAGGCGACGCCUGUUGGACAACUCGAAAGGUCAUACUGGGUUGGAUAUUGGACGCAUUGUCCAAGACGAUAGAGCUACCCCAACACCGGAAGGACCGACUCAUCGAAAUCUUAGAGAGCAUCCAGCCAACACAACGACGGAUUGCCGUGAAGCAGUGGCACAAGGUCCUUGGGGAACUGAGAUCCAUGGUGAUCGCGAUCCCAGGUGCACGAGGCCUCUUCUGCACCCUACAAGAAGCCUUUCGUCAUCAGGAGGAAUCCAGUCACCGCCUCCGUCUCACCAAGCAAGUCCAUGACUUCUUGGCCGACUUCAAAUGGCUGGCCCACAGCAUCAACGAACGGCCCACGCGAUUAGGCGAGGUGGUCCCUCACCACAAUCCAUCCACCAGGGGCGCAUUUCAACGCCAAGGUCGAACGGAAUCUGUCCUCAUUCGAAAAUCCGAAAGGACCGAUCACGAACAGUGA
Seminavis robusta is the source of this 933-nucleotide messenger RNA. The record is from the annotation of a GenBank genome assembly. Lineage: Eukaryota; Bacillariophyta; Bacillariophyceae; Naviculales; Naviculaceae.